UGCUCAUCCCAAGUGCAUUCUGCACCAAAUGAGGCCUAUUAAGCGUGUUGCUUUUGAAGGGCCUGUAAUAGGAAGGCGUUUCUAUGGCUGCCCAGUCCAGGAAAAUGGUGUGAAUUGUGGUGUUGUAGAGUGGGUUGAUGGGCCUUGGCCAACUGUUCUUCAGAGAUGUUUGUGCAAGCUAUGGGAGAUGUUCCAUGAGCAGAACUUUGGAAGGGUACAGGACAAGGAGAAGUUUGAGAAGGAGUUGGCCAGGCUUAAGAGUGAACAUGAAAGGGAGUUGGCCAAGCUUAGGACUGAAAAUGGCAAGCUUUGCAUUGAGUACACCAAGCUUGUUGAUGAUGUAUCCAAGAUGUUUGAUUGGCAGGAUGGUAGGGUGGACAAGCAGGUGUACCAGAAACAAGUGGAGGAGGAAGAACUUGAGAAGAAGAAGAAGGAGCUAGAGGAGAAAGCUAUGUUGGAGGUGCAGAUGGAAAAGCUCAAACUUGCAAAAGAGCAGAGGUGCAUUUUGCAGAGCCAAGCUGAUAUCAUCAAGAACACCAGGAAGGCUAUGAAGGAUGUUGAAGUUGACAGAGAUGUUCUUAAGAAGGAGAAGGCAAAGCUUGAGCUUGUUGUUGCUGAGCUGCUGAAAGAAGGGUAUGGCAGCAAGGAGAAGUUAGAGCAAAUCAAGGCCAUCCUUGAGUCUUGAACUUGCUGUGAUAUGUUGG
Aegilops tauschii subsp. strangulata is the source of this 704-nucleotide messenger RNA. NCBI's taxonomy places the organism in Eukaryota, Viridiplantae, Streptophyta, Magnoliopsida, Poales, Poaceae. The record is from RefSeq and is a predicted model, not a curated record.